GUACAGUUGGGUGGGUGCCUUGGCAGCUAUAAACUUUCUAUUUCCCGGACAGGGACCUGGUAUAUGGUACCAGUGUCAAGCCUUACCCCCGCUCUUUAUUCCUCCGAACCUCCCUUCCACCCGCUCACUAACUCGCAGAAACAUUUGUGGUCUGGAAAAGAUGGAUGACAACGGAAUUGAGAGCCUUUUUGUUCCCAUCCUAGCGGGGCCGAAGGAUGAUGAGUAUGGGAAGAAUAGGACAGUUACUAGACCUUUGUUUUUCGACCGGGUGAAUGAGGGGUUCUCAAUUACAUCCACUACACCAUUGUUCCAGCUCCCAAUUGAGCUGCUGAAUGACAUCACGACCUACCUGGGGGCCGAUGAUCUUAAAUCGCUGGCACUGGUGGAUCGUGAUUGCAGGCAGCUGGCUAGGUCGGUCCAAUUCUCUACAGUAACUUUGGAUUACAGUUUCCCAAAACACUCGCUUAUAGCGGCCCUACACGAGGAGGCCCAGGAGCGCUCGGUCAACAACGGCUGUCUACCGCAGCCUUCAAUCGGAGCUUGCGUCCGCCGCCUUAUUGUAGCAACAGAGCCCCGGCACCUCUCAGAAGCGCAUAAUGUCGUCGAACGGCCUGAUUUGGUGGAUCUCCGUGAAGCUUCGGACAGGUACUUUAGUGUUUACACUGUGCAAAUUGCAUCAGCUAUCGCUAGUGCCCUGCCGAACCUCGAGGAAUUGAGUCUUCAGGAUAGAGCUGUUGCACCGGAGCAUCUGCUUGGGGCUAUUCCGGCAUCGCCAAUCCGGACUUUGAAGCUGGGCAAAAUUUCCCUAGCGGUUGAUGACCCCAUCUCCAUCCCUCUAGUAGGCACGAGGUGGGGCGUGGAAUCUUUGGAACUGGAGGUUAUUCGUGAUCUGUGCUCCCCGUCAUCUCGGUGCACUGCGAAUUUUUGUAAGAGUGUUCUAGAAGCUACGUCCAAGAAUCUAGAGAGGCUAGUCUGGCGCGGGCACUUUGGAGACCAGCAAAGUUUUGGGCGAUCCAUCAGCUUUCCAAAACUGCGAACGUUGUCCUUGAGUUUGAUAAGCGUAUCCGACGACACAGUCCUGAGCUCCUUUUUCCCCUCCGGUGACACUUCUACCCUCCGGGCGCUAAGCAUCGACACCCGAACUGAACGCGUCCGUGCCUUCCUCCCCACCAUCGGCCAGAUAAAAUCACUACAAUCGCUCCAUUGCCACACCUUCUCUAUCCCCAAAGACCCAGACGUCUCCUUCAUUGCUUCGAACCCCCAAUUAAAAUUUCUCGCACUCUCCCCGUACACAAAUGAGUACCUAACUACAACCCUACUUCCAACCCUCACAAACUUCACGUCCCUAAACUCCCUCUCCCUAAUAUUCGGAUGUUCAUAUAUCGACCUCUCUGCAUUAUCUUACAUCAGCAAGAUAAGAUCUCUAACCCAGCUCUGGCUCAGCGCGGGCAAACAAAGCGGUUGGGCGGUCGAUUGGGAAAUUGACCAUGACGCAAUACUCGCUACACUCUCCCCGCUCCAAGGAUUGCGAAGAAUAGCAUUUACAAGAGAUACGUAUAGAUCGAAAGAUGGAGUUCCGCCAAUCGAGUAUUAUUACGAAUACCGGAUAUUGCCAACGGAGAUCUCUCCGCCAGGGUUAAGCGAAGCUGGUCUCGACGUGGUAUGGGAGGCGUGGCAUAGAAAUAGGAUGGUUGAUGUUGCUAAGAGAUAUUUUGGCACCUUCAAGCGGCUGAAGUGGUUACUUGUCGGGGGGUAUCCGAUGGGGGUGAUGGAUGGGGAGCCAGUUGUAGAAAGUGGGUCUAGAGAUGGGUGUGAAGGGGUACUGCGAGAGUGGUGGGGAUUGGACUUGUAG
Molecule: messenger RNA, 1852 nt
Organism: Tuber melanosporum (Perigord truffle)
Lineage: Eukaryota; Fungi; Ascomycota; Pezizomycetes; Pezizales; Tuberaceae
Exons: 2
Coding region: 161-1852 (563 amino acids)
Molecular function (GO): protein binding
Source: RefSeq, a predicted model, not a curated record